Molecule: messenger RNA, 8727 nt
Organism: Paramisgurnus dabryanus
Lineage: Eukaryota; Metazoa; Chordata; Actinopteri; Cypriniformes; Cobitidae
Gene: cntn3b
Product: contactin 3b
Biological process (GO): brain development; axon guidance; cell-cell adhesion
Cellular component (GO): axon; plasma membrane
Molecular function (GO): cell-cell adhesion mediator activity
Source: RefSeq, a predicted model, not a curated record
CAUGCAUCUCUGCGCGUCUGCUGGAGGCGAUGCGCAUCAUAUAUAUCUAACCAACCGUGUCCACUAGUCUUUCGGACCACUCUGCUGGUGAAAACGGGGCACGUGCGAUUCGUGGACUAAUCUUUAAGGAAUAAUACGCGGAGCAUCUCCGCGCACCGAGAGGGAAUAAGCCUCGUUGUUACGCAUUCUGUGGCAUAAUUAUUUGUGACUGAAAGUCAGAGAUCGAUAUUGGAAAGAUGUUGCCGACGAAAUUGGGGGGUUAGAGGUGCCGAGGUGUAUCCCACCACUGAAUAUGGAGUAAAUUCCUUGUCUUUUCUUAUUUUAAGUCGGAAUACAUUGAAGAGUAUUGCAUCACGAUUAUACGUCUCGCAUUCAAGGGAGAAAUCAUUCCAUUCACAGGCAAUUGGAUGAGAGUCAUACUUGCCCUUGGCAACUAAAGAUGACGUUACUAUGGAAACGACUUGUGGUGCUAUCAAUCAUCAGCUGCCUAGCAGCUCAAGCAGAAUAUGCAAAGUUUCUUGGUCCAAGCUGGAAAACCGAACCAGAAGACUUGGUACUUCCCAUCUAUUCUACUGAACAAGAGGCUGUUUUAACCUGUGAAGCAUCUGGGGCCCCGUCCCCUCAAUACAGAUGGUCUCUAAACGGAACGCUCAUUGAUCUUCGUGGUGACGAGAGGCGUCGCCUGUCUGGAGGUAACCUGAUCAUUACCGGCCUGGAUCGAGACCAAGACAGCGGUAUCUACCAGUGCGCUGCCUUCAACGCCCGGGGAACCAUUCUCAGUCAGAGAGCCACUCUACAAUUUGCAUAUCUGGAAAACUUCAAAACACAGACCCGAAGUGCUGUCAAUGUGAGGGAAGGUCAGGGUGUCGUUUUAUUGUGUGGCACACCUUUGCACUCUGGAGAGCUUUCUUUCACCUGGGUCUUCAACGACUUCCCAAACUUUGUCCAGCAAGACAGUCGGCGCUUUGUAUCCCAGGAGACGGGGAAUCUGUACAUUGCUAAAGUCGAACCAUCAGACGUGGGGAAUUACACCUGCGUGGUCAACAAUACUAUCACAAGGGGCCGAGUCUUCAGUUCACCAACGCCUUUAGUGCUGAGAAAUGAUGGAGCGAUGGGAGAGUACGAGCCCAAAAUAGAACUUCAUUUUCCUGACACAAUCCCAGCUGCUAAAGGAUCCACACUGAAGCUGGAAUGCUUCGCCCUGGGAAAUCCAGUUCCUAAGAUCAGCUGGAGACGAACCAGCGACUCUCCGUUCCCUAACAAAGUCAAACUGAAGAAUUCCAACGCCAUUCUCGAGAUUCCCAGUUUUCAACAGGAGGACACUGGAACAUACGAGUGCAUAGCAGAAAACAGUCGGGGGAAGAAUGCUGCACGGGGUCGUGUGUCUUUCCAUGCGACACCUCAUUGGCUGCAGACGAUGACAGAUACGGCAUUGUCCAUAGAGGAGAAUCUGCUUUGGGAGUGCAAAGCCAACGGAAAGCCAAAGCCGUCCUACAGCUGGCUGAAGAACGGAGAGACUCUCAUGUCUGAGGGACGAAUGCAAAUAGAGAACGGCGCUCUUUCCAUCUCCUCGCUGAAUCUUUCAGAUGGUGGGAUGUAUCAAUGUGUGGCGGAGAACAAGCACGGCAUCAUUUAUUCCAGCGCUGAACUGCUGGUGCUCGCUUCUCCUCCCAGUUUUUCCCAGAAUCCUUUGAACCGGGUGCUUAAGGCCCGCUCGGGUAGUGACGUUAUACUGGACUGCAGGCCACAUGCCUCGCCCAGAGCCAUUACCCUGUGGAAAAGGGGGAGUGAAAUACUGCAAAGAAAUGAAAGGAUUUCUCUCUUCGCCAACGGGACUCUUAAGCUUGCCAAUGUAACUAAGCGAGAAGGGGGAAGUUACACAUGCGUAGCGAAAAACCAGUUUGGCACUGCAAGCACAACCGGCAAACUGGUCAUAACAGAGCCCACGAGAAUCAGCCAGGGUCCCAGCAGCACAGAAAUCACUGUGGGCGAAAGCAUCGUGCUGCCCUGUCAGGUGACCUCUGAUCCAGCUUUGGACGUGGCCUUCUCCUGGGCCUUUAACGGUCAACCUAUUGAUUUUCAUCAAGACGCGGACCACUUUGAGAGAGUCGGAGGGAGCUUUUCCGGUGACCUUAUGAUUCGAAACAUCCAGCUGAACCACGGAGGAAAAUAUGUUUGCCUCAUCGACACAGACGUUGAGAGUCUGUCCACUGAUGCAAUAUUGGUUGUUAAAGGUCCCCCUAGUCCCCCAGACUUGGUCGUGGUAGAGGAAGUCACAGACAGCACGGCCCAGCUGUCCUGGAGCCCAGGCCAGGACAACGGGAGUCCCAUUACAGGAUACGUUAUCCAGGGGAGGACUCCGUUUACCGUGGGUUGGCAAGCCGUUGAUACAGUUCCUGAGGUGAUCAAUGGGAACACUCUGACCGGAACAGUGGUGGGUUUGAAUGCCUGGGUGGAAUACGAGUUCAGAGUUCUGGCCAGUAAUGGUGUCGGGAUGGGAGAGCCCAGUCCGCCAUCCACCAAGAUCAGAACAGAAGAUGCUAUGCCUGACACAGCCCCCACUGAGGUUGGAGGUGGAGGAGGAACAAAGUCUGAAUUAGUGAUAACGUGGGAGCCUGUUCCAGAGGAGUUGCAGAAUGGAGAGGGCUUCGGUUACAUCAUCGCUUUCCGUCCGGUGGGCACGGUCACUUGGACCCGAGCCGUGAUGUCAGCGCCCAGCGCCACCCGUUACGUUUUCCGCAAUGACACCAUCCCGCCUUUCUCACCUUUCAAUGUCAAAGUUGGAGCAUUCAACAACCGAGGGGAAGGGCCGUUCAGCUCCAUAACAACUGUGUUCUCGGCAGAGGAAGUGCCGAGCUUAGCACCGGAGAGAGUUGCAACGAAGAGUCUGUCUGCGGCCGACAUCCAGGUUACCUGGGAAGCCAUCCCAUCGACCCCUGAAAGAGUUCUUGGAUAUGAGGUGGUGUACUGGGAAGAUGACACCAAGCCGGAGACCGUGGGUAGAGUGAGGAUUACUGGAGACUACACAGCGGUAAAUGUUAGCGGACUGCAGGGGAACAUGCAAUAUUAUGUAGCGGUCUGCGCAUUUAAUACUGCAGGAACCGGCCCACAGUCCGUACCUGUCAAUGUCACCACCAAAAAACCACCACCUGCACAACCCCCUCAAAAUGUAGAGUGGAAUCUGAUUGGUUCGCAGCUCAUGCUGCAGUGGGAUCCAGUCAUAGCUCUCGAAACCGAAUCCGAGGUCACUGGAUACAUAGUACUAUACAGAAGACACCGAAACAACGAUAUGUACUCCAUCAUCACCAACAAAACGUCCGUCGAGGUGACCCUUAACCCGAACGACAACUACGUAAUUCAGAUCAAGACCCUCAGUGAAGGGGGGCUGGGGGAAGGAAGUGAGCCGAUUCACAUCCACCAACUCAGCAUGGGUGCGCGGGAAUCCGGAGCGGGAAGGCUGUGCGCGUUCUCUCUCUCUCCUCUUCUCGUGUGCGCACUGUCAACGCUCAGUGCCUCCUGAUGUUUGCCUCCCAUGACCAUUGGACAUUUACAAAAACAUGUACAAACUUUCUGCUCUUCGCUCAGCCUCUGUUUUCCAUAACCCUAUCCGAUUGGAUUCCCCAACUCUGGCAGCAUGCAUGUUGGAGAUUCUGAAACGUCACAUGGGAACAUGAGGGAAUGCAUAAUUUGUAAACACGGCAGAGUUCUGCAAAAAUUCGCUAAGAUGUUUGGAUUGACACGGAUGAUCUGUAAUAUUAUGAGCUUUUUGGCACUCUAAAACCGGGAAUAACGAUUGCAAUGGCUUUGUUCAGACUGCACACAAAUCCGAUUUGGUUUUCAAAUCGCUAAGUGUUCUGGCUAGAUAUAGCUUCAGACAUUUUUUUGUUAAAUGCCUAAGCAUCCUUAAUGACAAAACAUUAACUAUUCAGAGUGAUUUUAAUUGGAUUUAUAGAUCACACAUGCAUGCACUUUAGUUUAGAUUUUUACAUGUUUUUGGUGUUUAAAUUAUGCUGCUGACUAAACAAGGCCAAAACGCUUAACUUUUUUCUUUCUCACAUAAUAUAUUUAUUUCAUUUACAGCGCUAAUGUAUGCAUCCUUCAUCUUUCGCUCCGAUCUUUAAAUGCCUUAAAUUUAUGUACGCACCAAAGUAGUUAACAACAGUUGCGCAGUUGAGUUGUAUUCAAAGAGGACAAGGGCUCAAAAACCAGUGUUGCUGAAAGUUGCUCUUACAGUAUGUGCUGAUUUUGAAUCUGUUUGUGGGAUCUUUUGUGAUUAACAAAGCCAAGAUUUGUUCAAAUGAAAAUCGUUCACUUCUAUUACAGAGCCAUCAAAUCAAAAGGCUCCUCUUAGUCUCUUUACUGGGUAUUAGCAUUUUGUUUGAUGCUUCAUGCUGGUUUAAUUAUAGAUUAAGGCGUUAAGGCUUUUCCUGAGAGUAUUUGCUCUAAAGGUCCACCGGCUGAACCACUUUCACAUUUUAGUUUCUUUUCUGUUCGCCUGCUGCUGUACCGCGCCCAUCGCAACUCAUUCAGCGUUUUUAAAAAUAGUCAAUAUGCCAAAAAGCAUCAAAUUCAUACAAUAGCUUUGAAUACGUUUCGAAAGCAUAUGGCACUCAUGAAAGCAAGCUUUUAAAAGCAUUGCCUCGCACACCUCUGUCAGUACGUAAAUAAACACGCGAGAAGUUUGUCAGAAGUGCUGAGAUGCAGAGUGGGACUCGCAUGAAAGUUUUAUAGCUCUAAUGGCUUUGUAGAUGUGAAAAGGUUAAAAGCCUCACAAACAAGUUGCGUGAUGGACCCAAGAGCUCCUUUCCAGUCUAUAUGUUUCUGUAUAAAUGCCAUUAUAAAAGGGACAUAGCAUAGGACAUGUCUGGGCUUUUAGCACUGGGUUUGAACCGUAAGGUUGUCCGUUUGGUCCAUAUGAAGACUGUAUGUAUGUACAGUUUGAAGUAGUUCUGUACAUACAUUCCCUAGUGGCUAGGUCCCUAAGAGAUGGAAAUGAUCACAUUGCCAUAAUACCUUAAAUUGUGGCACUUAUUAUUGCAUAUCCAAAAUAUAAUGAUGCCCAUCUCAUGCACCUUAAAGGGUCAAUAUUAUGCCCAUUUUUACAAGAUGUAAUAUAGGUCUUAGGUGUAGUAGGUGAAGAUUCAGCUCAAAAUACCACACCGAUCAUUUGUUAUAGCAUGUCUAAAAUGCCCCUGUUUGGGUGCUAUAUAAGUGCUGUUUUAACGUGUGUACCUUUAAAGUGACAUUCCACUUUUUUUGAAAUUAUGCUCAUUUUUCAGCUCCCCUAGAGUUAAACAUUUAAAUCUUACAGUUUUGGAAUCCAUAUAGCUGAUGUGCGGGUCUGGCGCUAGCACUUUUAGCAUAGCUUAGCAUAAUCCAUUAAAUCUGAUUAGACUAUUAGCAUCACACUCAAAAAUAAGAGUUUAGAUAUUUUUCCUAUUUAAAACUUGACUCUUCUGUAGUUACAUUGUGUACUAAGACCGACAGAAAAUAAAAAGUUGCGAUUUUCUAGGCAGAUAUGGCUAUGAACUAUACUCUCAAACUGGCGUAAUAAUCAAGGACUUUGCUGCUAUAACAUGGCUACAGCAGCAGGCGUAGUGAUAUUACGCAGUGGCCGAAAAUAGUCCCCUGCAAUUGAAAGUAACCACGGGGACUAUUUUUGGGCAGUUGAAUGGAUUCCAAAACAGUAAGAUUUAAAUGUUUAACUCUAGGGGAGCUGGAAAAUGAGCAUAUUUUCAAAAAAAGUGGAAUGUCCCUUUAAAUGCAAAUGAGCUACAGCUCCUCACUUCAAAUAGAUCUGAUUCCUGUGAAUACAAUCUGAGAAAAUUGUUAACAUGUUAUAGCACUAAUGCAGUUAAAUAUACAAACACAUUUAAAAAAAAAUUUUGGGUAAAGUUUACCAGUCAGUCAGUGCCUGUGGGCAGGGCUUUGUUAGAGUGACAUCACAUUAACAAGAGAAUCAUAACAGCAUGUCUAAUGACAACUGCUUUGGUUUAAUGGUGAUUAAAAAAUUAGAAGUAGGUCUUUUUUUCUUUUCAUUUUAGGGUGGUUGUGUUCACACACUGCCAAUACACAUUUAUGUUCAAACACCUUGUAAAAUUGGAUUUGGCAUAAUAUGGGCACUUUAAAUUCAAUAUCACUCAUUUAAACCCUAGACCCUAGUGCUGUAGGCCCUAUUAAUGUGAAGUUUCCUUUCAGGCAAUAGUGCCUUCACCGGACAAUAUGUUUCUGGCCCUUUCAUGGCAGUGUCAGGCUGCGCUGACUAUAAUUCGCACUUGUUCAAUGAAAGUCAGAAGCAGAUGCAAGGAAGUGAACCAAGGUGACACAGCCUUCCUGCUUACUCCCCAGAACAGGUGCGGUACAGCCUGUAAAAAAAGUUCGCAAGAGGGGAAAAAAAGAAGCCGCAUACCCACAAUCAGGACAGCCUAUCUGUUCUCCUUCGAGCUUUCAUAAAGGUCUGAGGACCUUGAUUAGGCUGCAGCGGCCCAGUCAAUGGGAUAUCGAUUUUUCUGCUCUAUACCGCGGCUGUCACAAUGCAGCCUCCUGAUUGACUGAUGCCAGUGUUCCUGUCGGCCAUCUUGGAUUGAGUUUGUGCUCUGAGUGUCAGAGAUGUCCUUGCCCCUUCUUUUUUAUCGUUCAGUGCUUGGGUUGGAUUUUAGCAAAACACGUUUCAGAGAAGAAACUCAAAAAGACAGACAUGCUUUGAUUACAUUUGGGGUAAAUAAGUGAAAGUUGGAUCAACUUACAUUUUUAAUUUUUUUCUACUUUAAUUUUCUUACUUUUCGUGAAAAUUAAUGUGGAAAAAAAAUAAUAAUAAAUUGGUAGCACCUAAAAGUUUUAUUUUAAGUGAGAAAUUUUAAGUUGAAAAAAAAUUCCAAUUGAAGUAUUUUUUUUAAGUUAAUCAAACUUUCACUUUUUUAUUUUUUUUAUAAGAAAAUUAAAGUUUAAAGGGAUAGUUCACCUAAAAAUACAACUCCUGUCAUCAUUUACUCACCCAUAUAUUGUUCUAAACCUGUAUGAGUUUAUUUGUUCAGUUGAACACAAAAUAAAAUAUUUUAAAAAUGAUGGUAAACAAAAUGUUGAUGACACCCAUUGACUUCCAUAGUGUUGGUUUUUCCUACUUUGGAUCUCAAUUGGUGUCGUCAACUGUGUGGUUACCAUCAUUUAUCCAAAUAUCUUCUUUUGUAUUUAACAUAACUAUCCCUUUAAACAUCUUUAAAGUCAACAUUCACUUUUAAAUACGUAUUCCUGAUCUUAUUGGUUGUGGUUCCUCAUGCUACUUCAAAGAAAAAAAUUGAAUAAUCCUUCAUUAUAUUGAAAUUCCUUUUUGACUGACAUCACCAGGUUCUCAUUAAGUUCUAUUUGUCAACAGUGGCGGCUCGUGACUGCUCAUCUGAGGGGCGCAAAUUCAAAAAAGUGUUCGGAGUGUCAUGUGUUUUGCUCAUGUUUUCAAAAUAUGUGUUUGUUACGUCAUGUGAACCAUGUGCAUCAUGUGUUUUGUCAAAAUAAGUGCCUGCUGCACACGCGUCCAAACCGUUUAUGAUAAAAGAGACGCUCACGUUCAGAAAAUACACACAAGACACUUCCUUAACAGUAAACCCUUAAUACGCAUGAAAUUAUGCGAGUAUCUGGCAAACGCGAGCGUCUCUUUUAUCAUAAACCCUUUAGACGCCCCUGCAGCAGGCACUUAUUUUGACAAGACAUGUGAUGCACAUAGGUUCACUCGAUGGGGUGUACACAUAUUUUGAAAUGACGAAACACACACGAUGGGCUACAUACACGUUGUGACGAACUUUGCAUCGUGCGCCCUCGAAAAAAGAAGUCAAUGGUCGCCACUGUUUCUCAAGCUGUCAUAUAAAAACACUUUUUACGAGUUGAUGAACUCUUCUCUUGUAUUUAUAUUUAAUUAAAUAUAUCGUUUUACACAGAUAUGAAGCACACUUCGAGUUAAACUGCGACAGAAGUCAAUGUUAAUGUGGACUUUAAAGGCAGUACCACAGACUUCUUUUACGGUAAACUUUUCGUUUUAGUUCUGUAGUUUAAAAUGAUUGCAUUUUUUUAUUCUCAACCUAGAAAAACAACAAUAGAAAGUGGUAAACAUGGUCUGUAUUAUUCUAUAUGACAGUAAUUACAAAGCGAGUGCUGUUUAUAAAUCACACCCCUUGUCACUAAUAACAUGUUGUACUGAAUGAUAAUGUUUCCAUUUUCUGUUUGGUUCCACCCACUCUCUAUUCGAUUCUUAUGUGGCCCAUCAGCCGGCACAAUAUCAGCAUAUCAAUGCUUGAACAAUAACUGUUGUUUCAUAGAUGUUUUCUCUCGUACACUUAAAAUCGUGCAGUCUUAUUCCCCUAAUUUUGUGUAAAUUGUAUAAUCACUGAUUUUCAUUUCUUGUAUUAUGAUUUCCCCUUCGCUAAAACACCUAAUGGCAGAUCUUAUCAAUCCAAUCCAAUUUUGUUUCUAACUAAUCUGAAAUGAAAAUUUAUUUCACCUUUACCAGAUGUAAAUAGUGGCUAUAUAUUUUUAAGAGUCGGCCAGCAUUGACAACACCAUGUUUUUUCUACAGCACACGGCUUUGGGAAUUUAAUACUGAUGUAUUAAUAAAUAAUCUCUGUGAGAUGCCUUGCAACGAAAUGGACAUUUUCAUAUUGAAAAGUAACUGUUUUGUCUUGUAUACUAAAACUGUGCAUGUGGCAAAAUGUUUGGUGAAUAUGUGUUGAGUUUUAUAAU